Messenger RNA from Balaenoptera musculus (blue whale), 1630 nucleotides. It is a transcript of the gene KHK, whose product is annotated as ketohexokinase. The record is from RefSeq and is a predicted model, not a curated record. Bases 537 to 1433 code for a protein of 298 amino acids. Gene Ontology annotation, molecular function: ketohexokinase activity. NCBI's taxonomy places the organism in Eukaryota, Metazoa, Chordata, Mammalia, Artiodactyla, Balaenopteridae. Gene Ontology annotation, biological process: fructose metabolic process. The transcript is spliced from 8 exons.
GGCGCGAGCCGCGGCUCUGGAUGCCGGGGACCGGGCCGCAGCUGCGAGGCUAGAUUCAACCCCGCGGGCCUAGGGUCUGGAGAGGGAUCCGCGGGUGCAGGAGAAGGCGGGACAAGGGAUGCCUUUCUGCUGCGCUUUCUCUUGGCAUUCAUGAGGUUGCCUAGCUGCGCUUUAGAGAGAUUUGUAUUAGCUCGGAGUCCGUCUGACAAGUGAGGAAACUGAGGGCGAGAAUUUGAAGGCGUAGCCAUCUCCUGGGCCACGCAACCUGCUAAGGGAAGGCCGGGGACCAAAACCGCGGGGUCUGCAUUCCCAGGCCCGCUGGGGUCGAUGCGCGUGGGGAGCAAGAGCCCGGCUGCGUCCACUGCACCCUAUUGCACCCCUCGCCGCUGCAGGAGGCUCCUUGGAGGAGGAGCUCGGGACGCGGAGGAGGAGCCAGGGCAGACUCUGGGAGCUGGGACACGAUACUCCGGGAUAAGAGGCAGAGCCCGGGAGGAACCCCGUCAGCCGAGCGGGCAGAAAGCUCCGGGAGCAGCAUUAUGGAAGAGAAACAGAUUCUGUGCGUGGGACUGGUGGCGCUGGACAUCAUCAGUGUGAUGGACAAAUACCCGGAGGAGGACACGGACAGCAGGUGCUUGUCCCAGAGAUGGCAGCGUGGAGGCAACGCAUCCAACUCCUGCACUGUCCUCUCCCUGCUUGGAGCCCCCUGUGCCUUCAUGGGCUCGCUGGCCCCGGGCCACGUUGCCGACUUCCUGGUGGCUGACUUCAGGCAGCGGGGCGUGGACGUGUCUCAGGUGGCCUGGCAGAGUAGCGGGGAAGCCCCGUGCUCUUGCUGCAUCGUCAACAGCUCCAAUGGCUCCCGUACCAUUGUGCUCUACGACACGAACCUACCAGAUGUGUCUGCUAAAGACUUUGAGAAGGUUGACCUGACCCGGUUCAAGUGGAUCCACAUUGAGGGCCGGAAUGCAUCGGAGCAGGUGAAGAUGCUGCAGCGGAUAGAACAGCACAACGCCAGGCAGCCUCCGGAGCAGAAGAUCCAGGUGUCUGUGGAGGUGGAGAAGCCGCGAGAGGAGCUGUACCAGCUGUUAGGCUACGGAGACGUGGUGUUUGUCAGCAAAGAUGUGGCCAAGCACUUUGGGUUCCAGUCAGCGGAGGAGGCCCUGAGGGGCCUGUACGGUCGCGUGAGGAAGGGGGCUACGCUGGUCUGUGCCUGGGCUGAGGAGGGUGCCGAUGCCCUGGGCCCUGAUGGACGGCUGCUCCACUCCGACGCUUUCCCACCGCCCCAGGUGGUGGACACUCUGGGGGCCGGAGACACCUUCAACGCGUCCGUCAUCUUCAGCCUGUCCCAGGGGAAGAGCAUGCAGGAGGCACUGAGCUUUGGCUGCCAGGUGGCGGGCAAGAAGUGUGGUCUGCAGGGCUUCGAUGGCAUCGUGUGAGGGCCCUGUGGCAGGAAGCACCGGCUCACACCCCACCCCAGGCCAGCAUCACUGGCUGCCGUUGCCCUCUCUUCUCUGGCCAGCUGGCAUCAGGCUGCCUUGCCCCCUGGGCGGAUGCAGGCCGUGGGAGGGCUCCACCUGUGACCUGGCAUCUCACAUGGCAGAGCUGCAGAGCAAAUAAAUCUUCCCCAGAGCCA